CAGUUUCCUGGGGGAGGGCCUUGUGCCUACGUGAGCAGACGGGUCUGUAUAAUGAAAGGCAGGGAGUGAAUUUCUUUCACUUACUGGAGCACGGAAGAGGUUUUGUUCAAGAUGGAUCGGGCGAGAUCGGCAGUAACUAACUUUAUUGGCAGAUACCCUCUUUCCUACACACGCUUCAGCCUAACGCCUCAGACUGAUGGAGAUACUAGUCAAGUAGAAAUGAAGCUUGCUGAUGAUGAUGAGGAGUGUGGGGACCAAACCUUGGGAGAGCCUGUUGUGAAGCAAAGAUCAGAAAAUAACUGUAAAAGGAUCUGCAUAAAAAUUCUUCUGGGGGCUUUCUUAAUCUUGCUUGGAUUUCUUAUUGGAUAUUUAAGUCACAGAGGGCGUGAUUCCUCUGUGCAGUCAAACAAUGCCAAAACUGUGGAGUGCUCUACUGCACAAGCAACACUUUCUAAUGAUGAUGAGGAUGAAACCAAUUUGGCAGCAGAAAUGCCCAGUGUGCUUCAUUGGAGUGAUCUGGCACCCAUCUUAAACUUCAAGAUAGAUAAUCUAUUUCUGGAGGAUACAAUUAAGAAAAUAUCUAAGAUUUCUCGUGAAGCUGGCACCAGUGAGGAAGAGAGCGUGGCCUUAAUGGUGCAUGAGGAGUUUGGGCAGAUGUCCUUGGAUAAAGUGUGGAACGAUGAGCAUUAUGUUAAGCUACAGGAGCUUGGAAACUCACCAAAUAAAGUAACAAUUUUGAGCAACAGUAACCGAGAAGAGACUUUGCAGCCUUCUGCGUAUGUGGCCUACAGCCCAGCAGCAAGUGUAAAUGGAAAACUAGUGUAUUGCCAUUACGGCCGAAAGGAAGACUUCCAAGCCAUACAAGAAAAGAAUAUUGAUCUUUCGGAAAACCUGGUCCUUGUACGUUCUGGAUUAAUCAGCUUUGCUGAAAAGGUUAAAAAUGCAGAACUCCGUGGGGCAAGAGGAGUAUUAAUCUAUCCUGAGGCAUCUGACUUUACAUUCCCAGGCAGCCAAACUGGAUCUAUAGAUUCUCCUUUUGGACAUGCUCAUUAUGGAACUGGGGAUCCAUACACACCUGGUUUUCCGUCUUUCAAUCACACGCAGUUUCCUCCAUCCAAAUCAUCAGGACUCCCAAGCAUUCCUGUUCAAACUAUUUCUAGUGAAGAUGGCAAGAAACUACUAGAGAAGCUUGAAGGGGCUGACUGCCCAAAAACUUGGCAAGUUCCUUUUAAACUUGGGCCCCAGAUGAAAGACACACAAAACAUUAAGCUUGAAGUGACAAAUGUUCUGGUUGAAAAGAAGAUCUAUAAUGUGUUUGGCAUUAUUCAAGGCUUUGAGCAGUCAGAUCACUAUGUAGUGGUGGGUGCCCAAAGAGAUUCAUGGGGCCCAGGAGUUGCCAAAACAGCUGUGGGGACUUCCAUACUCUUGGAAUUGGCAAAGCUGCUCUCCGAUAUGGUAAAAACAGAUGGGUUUAGACCAAGGAGAAGUAUUGUAUUUGCUAGUUGGGGUGCGGGUGACUUUGGAUCUGUUGGUGCCACAGAAUGGCUGGAGGGGUACUUAAAUAAUCUCCAUCUCAAGGCCUUUUCAUAUAUCAAUCUUGAUUCAGCUAUUCAAGGUGCUGGAACCUUUCAAGUGUCUGCCAGCCCGCUAAUGAAUAGGGUAAUACUACAAACACUGAAAGAGGUAUCUGAUCCUGUUUCGACAGACUUUACAUUGUAUACACAACUUGGAUCUCAAGCUUGGACAAAAAAAAUUGUACCCUUUUCCAUUGAAGAUUCUGCUUACCCAUUCCUUGCCUACUCUGGGAUCCCUUCAGUUUCCUUCAGUUUUCAAAAGGAGAAUAAACCGUAUGCUUAUCUGGGCACUAAAAUGGAUACUCUAGAGAACUUCAAGCAGUUGGUUGACUUGGAUCGUAUGUGCCGGACUGCUGCAAACUUUGCUGCGCAAAUAAUAAUGCGUUUAACUCAUGAACAAAAGCUGCCUCUGGAUUACAGCAGUUACAGUGAUGUGUUCCUAAAUGUUUCCAUUGAUCUCCAGCGGCAAAUUAAAGAGAUAAAGGAAUUGGACCUUACUGUGACAUGGGUCAACUCUGCAAGGGGUGACUUCUCAAGGGCUGCUGCUUCUCUCACCAAAGAAUUUGCUCAUUCUGAUCUUGAAAAUGCACUUAUUCUACGCUCCCUAAAUGAUCGCAUUAUGAAGGUUGAACAUGGCAUGCUGUCUCCUUAUGUUUCGCCAAAGGAUACACCGUUCCGUCAUAUAAUCUAUGGUGCUGGAAAUCACACAGUAGCAGCUUUGAUGGACCAUCUCAGUCUGCGAAAAACCAACAAGGCAGCUUUUGAUGUUGAUCUCUUUAAAAACCAGUUAGCACUGCUUACCUGGACAUUACAGGGAGCAGCUAAUUCUCUAGCAGGCAACAUCUGGGAUAUAGACAAUAACUUUUAGUUGUAUUUUGUCUAGAGCCAUCAAAUUUUUUUUUUUUUCUGUUUGUUUUAAAUCCCACAUUUGCUUAUUUAAACCAGGUACGGUACACACAGGUGGAUAACAUUGCUCAGUCCAGCUUUGUGCUUGGGUCCAAUCAGCUAGUUGGCUCCUGGUGUGUGUUGCCAAAUUGGCCAGGGAUCCAUUUAUUGGAAAAAAUGGACAGUUUAGCUACAGGGAAACCUGAUCUACCUGUUUGUACCUAACCUAAUGGUUUGUUCUCUCCCUGUCAUAAUGAAAGCACUUAUUGAUCCCAGCUUUAGGAACCAAUAUGAAAAACUACAGCAUUUAAAAGUUGCACACCAAGGAAAGGUAGAUCAUAUACAGGUGUGACCCUGAAAAAUCUCCUUAACAUACUGGCAAAACAAUAAGAAACCAUAAAUUUAAAAUCUUUUGAACUUAUAAAAUUCACAUAAAGUUACUACCCCCUAUAAAAAAAACUGCAUUAGUGAACAUAUCCCAAAACCAUUGCACCUUAAUGCAAUAAUUACCCUGAGUAUAUUGGUCAAUAGCACUACAUAGGUGCAUGAUUUGUGAUUGUGGCAAAAGCUAAUAUAUUUCUUUCUGCCCUGAUCUGCCAAAAAUGAUUUGAUAAUUAUUACAUUUAUGUAAAAGAUAACGAAACACGUUGCACUUAAUACAUUUUAGUAACACUCCCACAACUUUCGCCCCCAAUAGUUAUGCAAUUGAACCACAACAUGUUUGUCCUUAAACAGCUAAUUAUAUUUGUGGGAUUCCAUAAGUCUGUUUAAUGUACUGGGUGCACUUAAUGAAUUGUUAGUCUAUGUUGAAAUCUUGGCAAAGGUGUUUUCCAUGAUCCACUCCUUUGCCUUUCAGCAUGGCUCAAGCAGAAUUGGCCAUUUUACUCUGCCUGAGAAUCUGCUGUUUUUAAAUUAUUUAUUAUAGCUUUUUGCCCUUGCAAAUACUGUGCGCUGGCUGCAGGACAUGCCUGUGUUUCAUUUCCGUCCUUGUUAAAAGGAUGCUGUUUUAUACUACAGCAUUCUUUUUCUUUCAUUAUUUCUUUAAUUUUUAAAAUAUUCAAGAGCCUCUUGUAUUACUCAAUUUGGAAUUCUAUUUUAUUUGUCAAAAUGUUCACAGGACCAUGGGUACAAAGCACCUGAAAACAGGACACCCUUUUAAUAUGAGUAGUCUUGAAGGCAAAUUAAUCUAGUUGUGAAUUGGCAGAUAAUGCCAGCCUGGUUGGGUGACUUACCAGGAGCCAUGCCAUAUCCUGCAGCCAGCUUCUUUUGGGCAAAUUGGCUUUGUUCUAAACUUACGCACUGAAAAAAAGGUUCAAGUUAUUUAUUUAUCAGUGACAGCGAUCACUAUAAAUGUUUGUUUUUUUUGUAAUUAUCGGAAGCAGUGCCUUCCAUAAUUGACGGUUAUACUGUCGUUUUUGUUUUUUUUACUUAAAAGCAGCAUCUGCUUAUGUGAUCGAACAUGGUACAGGAAUCUCUGCGUUGCCGCUCUUGCCUUUUAAACCACUCUAGCUUCUCUCCUGUGGAGAACAAGUUGAAAAACACCAAAUAAGCACACUACUGAAGUUAACACUUUAAAUGAGUCUUCCAGUGUCUCAAGAAAAAAAAGGGCAGAGUUUGCACAGGAGCAGUAACCCAUAGCAAUCAACAAGAUGUUUUCUUUUAAACAGGUGAGCAGUAAGUGACCCACUGGUUGCUAUGGGUUGCUGCUCCUGGGCAUAUUUAGUGUUAUUUAUCACAUAAUCCCAUAAAUGUAUUGUUUAUACAAAACCAUGAAGUCUUUAGACUAUGUAUGCAAAAGAUUGCAGGCAUACACCUGUAAAGGUGAGCCUUGCUAUUUGCUGGGUUGUAAAUAUUCCUUACAUUAAAUGGCCAGUAGUCCUCUAUUUCCCUAGCAUCUGUAUUAAGUAAAUGGUUCACCCUUAAAAGCAACCUAAUAAGGGUGGCCUUUCUCCUAUGUGACUGCAUUUUAUUUUAUAGAAUAUUGUAUCCGCAGGGAAAGGCUGUUCUGAAUGUACAGUGUUGUUGCAAUGUAACGUGUAGGCAUUGUGAUUAGGUGACUAGGAGCUCAUGGUACCUUAAUCCCAUGGAACCUUGAGGUUGAAGGGCUACUGAAUUCAAUACAUGAAACACACUGCCAAAACUUUGCAGUUGAUUUAUUUGUGGAAUAAUGGUUGCGCAGAGAUUCCAGUAACAUAUCAAGAAAUCAAGGUGACAUUAUCGGAAGCAGUGUCUUCCAUAAUGGUUUAUAUUUAAAAAAAAAAAGAAAUGGUAGUUUUUGUCUACCAGUGUGUUAUCGGGGGCAGUGUUCCCUCAUUUUACACUACGGGUGUUUUGAAUUAUCGGGGACAGUGUUUCCCAUAAUUAUUAUUUUUGCUAACAGUUAUUAGUAUCUAAUGUAUUAGUGCUGCUUGUUGUGAGCUUGGCUUUAUUUUUGUUAAUGUAACUGUAACCGCCCUGAACAUUUCUCUAGCCGAAAAGGCUGUAUUAGAUUAUAAUGGGUGCUAUAAUAUAAUGAGGUUUUAGAGCUGCAAUUGGCCCAGUUGUACAGCUGCCAACUUCUGCAUCAAUGUGAGAAAGACAAAAAAGAACUAUGCUUUAGGAGGCAUAAUGGAUUCAACUUCCCAAAACAGUGUAAGCAUAAGGUUAAUUUCCUGCACAAUAACGGCAAAAUGUGCUUUUAAGGUAGAUUGGAAAAUUGGGCUACACUGGCCUCCCCUGUCUGAGCAUGGCAUGACUAUUAAGAGCGUAAUAAAGUUUCCAUGGGAUGACUGAAGGGGCCAUACCUGAGUAGCACCCAGUCCCUCAUGUAUUCUUUAUCUGCUACUGAAGAGUAUUGACUCCAGCCAGAGAAGUGUUUAGAGCAGCUUCAAAAACCUGUAUUUGUGUAUAAAUACAGGAAUGCUAUUGGAAGAGAAUGCAGAAUAUAGUUGUUUUUUUUUUUUUUAUGGAACAUCACAUAAAUAUUGGGCCUCUUGCACUCUGACUUCAUUGGUGAUCUGGUUUUGUUAACUUUUCUGCUUGCUGUGGCUGUCUGAAAAUGUUCCCUUCUGCUGAGCAACUAGGUAAUGACAUCCUUUGGUUUAAUGAGGUUGGUUAUUUCCUUUUAUGUUUAUCACCUACAUUGAAUAUGUGCUAAAUUAGUCAUGUAAAUGCACUUAAUAUAAUGCCAAACGUCAAGUGAAAAGCAUAUCGUUUACUUAAAGGGAUAUUCAUGUAAUGUAUGUUUCAAGAUUAAAUGAAGUGUGAAGAACCUGAUAUUGGUUUGCAUGGUCAGGAAAAACUCUACCUUCUGAGGCCAUGCAUAAAUGUCCUACACUACCUUGCUUGGAGCUGGGCUCAUCAGAACAAUCCUAGAAGGUAAAUUGAGUAUAUAAGGGCAGUAGUGGAGGACUGGUCAUCCUGGAAUGUAAACAGCCAUAAUACCUUUUAUAGUACUUCAGACAAUAUUUAGUCAAGGCCUGCCCUUUUUGGGUAUGUAAAGGGGGCCGUUGUGUUAAAACUGUGAGACUGUAAUGAAUGCUAUUCCACCCCCCCCCCCAAUCUAAACUAUUCUGUUUGUCAUUCAUGCAUUGGCAACUCACAAAAUCCUUUCAGUGACCUACAGUAUGAUUGUGUGGCGGCCAGAAAAAUAAAUGCUGGUUUGAGGAAUUCCCAAAUCACUGAAUAUAUAAAUAAGCGAAUGUUUUGUAAAAUGUUUUGAUCAUUUGCAUAUAUAUCGCUAUAACAUUUGUACCACACUCAAAACCUUUGGGUUAUGUCUUUUCCAACUCUCUGAUAUGAGGCAAGACAUGGCACUCCUACAUUCUUUCCCAAUCCAGCCAAACUGUGUAGCCUGUAGUGGUUGUAUUUGUUCAGCAUUGCAUACUGUAUUUUGUUUUCCUGUUCUGUGCAGAAUGGCAUUUGAGGCACUUAUGAUCAAUAAACUGCUUGAAAUAAAA
This is a messenger RNA of Xenopus tropicalis (tropical clawed frog), 6397 nucleotides long. It is a transcript of the gene tfrc, whose product is annotated as transferrin receptor. The coding region runs from base 112 to 2442 and encodes 776 amino acids. Gene Ontology annotation, molecular function: transferrin receptor activity. Gene Ontology annotation, biological process: transferrin transport; intracellular iron ion homeostasis; receptor internalization. The transcript is spliced from 19 exons. The record is from RefSeq and is a predicted model, not a curated record. Lineage: Eukaryota; Metazoa; Chordata; Amphibia; Anura; Pipidae. Gene Ontology annotation, cellular component: plasma membrane; melanosome.